CACUAUGGUCAUGGCAGAGGGGACGGCAGUUCUGAGGAGGAACAGGCCGGGCACAAAGGCGCAGGAUUUCUAUAAUUGGCCUGAUGAAUCAUUUGAUGAGAUGGACAGUACACUUGCUGUUCAGCAGUAUAUUCAACAGAACAUAAGGGCAGAUUGCUCCAAUAUUGACAAAAUUCUUGAACCUCCUGAAGGCCAAGAUGAAGGUGUGUGGAAAUAUGAACAUUUAAGGCAAUUCUGCCUUGAACUAAAUGGACUUGCUGUCAAACUUCAGAGUGAAUGCCACCCAGAUACUUGUACUCAAAUGACAGCAACUGAACAAUGGAUUUUUCUUUGUGCAGCUCAUAAAACUCCAAAAGAGUGUCCUGCUAUAGACUAUACUAGACACACACUUGAUGGUGCUGCAUGUCUUCUGAAUAGCAAUAAAUAUUUUCCCAGCAGGGUUAGCAUAAAAGAAUCAUCUGUAGCAAAACUAGGAUCAGUAUGCCGUAGAAUUUACAGAAUAUUUUCACAUGCUUAUUUUCAUCACCGGCAGAUAUUUGAUGAGUAUGAAAAUGAAACAUUUUUAUGUCAUUGAUUUACUAAAUUUGUGAUGAAAUAUAAUUUGCUGUCGAAGGAUAACCUGAUUGUAUCAAUUUUAGAAGAGGAAGUUCAGAAUUCAGUUUCUGGGGAAAGUGAAGCAUGAAGGGAAUCAUACAGAAAAAUGUACUGAUCAC
This is a messenger RNA of Marmota monax (woodchuck), 713 nucleotides long. RefSeq names its product MOB-like protein phocein. The transcript has a single exon. Gene Ontology annotation, cellular component: cytoplasm. NCBI's taxonomy places the organism in Eukaryota, Metazoa, Chordata, Mammalia, Rodentia, Sciuridae. The coding region runs from base 5 to 574 and encodes 189 amino acids. The record is from RefSeq and is a predicted model, not a curated record.